Messenger RNA from Orbicella faveolata, 1273 nucleotides. RefSeq lists its product as uncharacterized. The record is from RefSeq and is a predicted model, not a curated record. Gene Ontology annotation, biological process: carbohydrate metabolic process. NCBI's taxonomy places the organism in Eukaryota, Metazoa, Cnidaria, Anthozoa, Scleractinia, Merulinidae. Gene Ontology annotation, molecular function: hydrolase activity, hydrolyzing O-glycosyl compounds.
AUGUCUUUUUUCGGAAUCGCUUUGCUUUUCCAAACAUACAUAGGACAAUCUCAACAGGCAUUUCUCGAGGAAGCUAAGGAUUUGCUGUUACGAGGCAUUCCACUGGACGGGAUCGGAGUUCAAGGCCACUUCACUGGUCACGUGAAUCCAACGCUACUCCAGUAUCGUUUGAAAAUGCUCAGCGACAUCAAGAUUCCUCUUUGGCUGACGGAAGUCGAUGUUCUUGAGCAGGACCUCGUGAAACGAGCAGAUAACCUUGAAACUGUCAUGCGAUCUGCAUUCAGCACUCCAAGCGUACAAGGACUGAUUCUGUGGAGUUUCUGGAACUAUAGUUCUUGGCGAGGACCCUACACUUCUCUUGUUGAUGGUAACGAUUGGGAGAUUAAUUCCGCUGGUCUACGUUAUCGCAGCCUUUUGAAGCAGUGGACUACGCAUGUCACAUUAACACCGUCCUUCGUUAUCCAAUCCGACGCCUAUUUUGACGUACGUGGUUUCUAUGGAGACUAUGACGUGAUUCUACAGCUGCCUAACGGCAUAAACAGCACGCACUCCUUUACAUUAGAUCCAGGAAAUGGCCCACUUAACAUUGAAAUCAAUUUGCCAGGUUCUCCUACCGUCACGGAAAACAGUCAGUUUGCCGCUCCCAAACGCCCGAAAAUUCCACCAUUAAAGGCAAAAACGCCAAAAGUUCUACUCGGUGAAAUGCAGCAAGAUGCUGAAGAUGACGGGCAAGACACCGACAAUGAGUUUCCAGAAUCCGACGAAAUGAAUCAAACCGGAUUUUCAGAUUCUUUUACGUCUUCAAGUGGGACGUUUGUCGGUUGUUAUGACAAUACAAACCCACUCAGGCAGCUCAAGUAUAGAUAUGAAGGACACCCCGCCAUGACACCGGAUAUUUGUGUUGACCAUUGCGCCUCCAAAAGCUUCUCCUUUGCUGGUCUACUGAUGGCGUCUGAAUGUUUUUGUGGAGCUUACUUUAAUGACGAUUCGAAGGUCAAGGACGAGGAGUGCAAGCUACCAUGUCAAGGAGAUCGUCAACGAAGUUGCGGUGGACAGAAAUAUAUUGCCAUUUAUUCCACAGCUUGAAUUAGUUGGGAAAUCAAGUAAUGACAAAAGAAAAUAGGAACAAUUUCACGCGUGUUUUGUCAGAAUUCUAAAAACUUUCCAAGCUUUUAGGCGAGUGAAAUUAUCAGAAUUCUGACAAAACGCAAUUGCAAGUGAAAUUAUUUCUUAAUUUCACACGCACCAUUUGAAUACUUGUUUAUUGUAUCGA